CCUCUCUUCAUUGAUGUCGAGACGCAUUGAUAAUUUGGCGCCAGUGGAUGCGCUAAAGCCCUCCCCACUGCACGCCGGAACUGCCUUCCGUUGGGUUACCGGCAUCGCCAAAUCAGGAAGGUGGUUCCGGCAUGGAUAUCUUGGAACCCCUCCGACAUUCUAUCCACAGAGUUAGGGCUUCACCAUUGACCAGAACAUCAUUAACAGUGUAGUAUAGACUUGAAGUGUAGUUGGGAGGGAAGGCAGUCCCGUCUCGUCAUGAAAUAAAAUGCUCUCAAAACUCACUCACAAGUCCAACAACACCCCCUCAUUCCAUCCUUACGUUCUUCUUCCUAGCUAUACCAAGCAAUCACCACUACAUCCAACAUGACUAUCACACAGCAAUCCCCCGCCCUCCACGGCAUUAUGGUCGCUCUGAUCACUCCCUUCACAGACGACAAGACCCAGAUCGACGCAGCAAGACUAAAAUCCCACAUCGAUCACCUGAUCGGCGCCGGCGUGCAUGGCCUCGUGCCCGGCGGUAGCACGGGCGAAUUCACCACCAUGACACGCGAGGAACGCAAGAAGUUGACCGAACUCUGCGUCGAGUACGCAGCUGGCCGUGUGCCCGUCGUAGCAGGCACCGGCAGUACCUCCACCGAGGAGGCAGUGGACCUGGCACGUCAUGCCGCACAAGCUGGUGCAGCCGCCGUGAUGGUUGUGCCACCAUUCUACGACCCCUUGAACGUGGAGCAAUUAACCGAGCUCAUGGCUGAGAUUCAUGAAGCCAGUCAGCUGCCGAUUGUCUACUACAAUAUUCCCUCUGCCAGCGGGUUGACCCUCACUCCCCAGCAAAUAGCGGACCUGAGCAAGGUCGGCGUCAAGUACCUCAAAGACACCUCCGGAAAUGCGCCGGCAUACACGGAAUUGGUGUUUGGAUUGUCGGAUCAGAUCACCGCUUUUAACGGGUGGGAUACCCUUACGUUCUAUGGGUUGGCAGCUGGAUCGCCUGGAGCGGUUUGGGGUGCUGCCAACAUCAUUCCGGAGUUGGCGGUAGAGCUGUGGAAUGCAGUUGCCGUCGAAGGAGAUCUCAAGAAGGGCCGUGAACUAUGGGCUAAGGCAUGGCCCAUUUGCAAGUUCCUUGAGUCGCACAAUUACGCUGCGGCUGUGAAGACAGGCGUUGAGCUGAGGGGCCAGGCGACUGGUGGCUUGCGGAAGCCAUUCGCCCUCUUGAAGGAGGAUCUGCAGAGCGAACUCGCCCAGUUGAUGGUGAAUGCGAAUGUUAAUGUUGUAAAGCGUUCGUCAUGA
This is a messenger RNA of Aspergillus vadensis CBS 113365, 1287 nucleotides long. Its product is annotated as dihydrodipicolinate synthase family protein. The transcript has a single exon. NCBI's taxonomy places the organism in Eukaryota, Fungi, Ascomycota, Eurotiomycetes, Eurotiales, Aspergillaceae. Bases 367 to 1287 code for a protein of 306 amino acids. Gene Ontology annotation, biological process: N-acetylneuraminate catabolic process. Gene Ontology annotation, cellular component: cytosol. Gene Ontology annotation, molecular function: N-acetylneuraminate lyase activity. The record is from RefSeq and is a predicted model, not a curated record.